CUCUUCGCGGCUUCGUCGCUGGCCAUCUUCGCCGUUGCCUCCCCGGCCGCGCUCGUCGCUCGCCAGAACUGCGACACCGGCUCUGUCCAGUGCUGCAACACCCUCACCAACUCGACCGAUCCAUCCACUAGCGCCAUCCUUGGCCUCAUUGGCGCCGUCGUCUCCGGCGUCGACGUCCCGAUCGGUCUCGAGUGCAACCCGAUCACUGUUAUCGGCGCUGGGGCCAACGGCUGCAGCGCCAGCCCCGUUUGCUGUGAGAACACCAACGAUGGUCUCGUCGGCAUCGGCUGUGUUCCCGUUGAUGUU
Molecule: messenger RNA, 306 nt
Organism: Punctularia strigosozonata HHB-11173 SS5
Lineage: Eukaryota; Fungi; Basidiomycota; Agaricomycetes; Corticiales; Punctulariaceae
Product: fungal hydrophobin
Exons: 3
Cellular component (GO): fungal-type cell wall
Molecular function (GO): structural constituent of cell wall
Source: RefSeq, a predicted model, not a curated record